AAUAUAUGACAUAAUAUAUUUAAUAUAUAAUGAAAGUCAUAUAAUGUAAUACUUCAUUAUGCUUUAAGUCCUGUUAUAAAUAUUGUUGCAAUAAGUUCUCUACUCAACUUAUCAGAUUUUCCAAAAACUUUUAAUAGUAAAAAAAUUGAACAUGGAUGGUAUCAGGUUUGGAAAGACAAUAAUCAUUUUACUAUUAAAAAUAAUGAAAAAGCAGCAUUGAAAAUGCUUUUAUCUCCUCCUAAUAUAACUGGAACAUUGCAUUUAGGACAUGCAUUAACUGUUACAAUUCAAGAUAUAUUAGCAAGAUGGUAUAGAAUGAAGGGACAUUCUGUAAUAUGGAUACCAGGUUUUGAUCAUGCUGGAAUUGCAACACAAAUGAUGAUAGAAAAAUAUCUUUUUAAAGUAAAAGGUAUUAGUAAGUCAGAUGUAGGAAAAGAACAGUUUCUGUCAUUUAUUUGGCAGUGGAAAAAUAAAAAACAAAAUAAUAUAAAAUCUCAAUUAGAAGCUUUGGGUGCUAGUUUAGAUUGGUCUAAAGAAUACUUUACAAUGAGUAAGGACCAUAAUGUUGCUGUGAUAAAAGCACUUGUCAUAUUGAACAAUCGAAAUUUAUUAUAUAGGGAGAAAGAUUUGAUAAAUUGGUCUCUUACUCUACGUAGUACAAUAUCGGAUAUUGAGGUAGAACGUUUAUACAUUACUAAAAAGACACAGCUCCAAGUUCCAGGAUACAAGAAAAUGAUUACAUUUGGUGAAAUAGCAUAUAUAGCUUAUCCAGUGAAAGAUUCAAAACAUGAGAUAGUAGUAGCAGCUAUUAGACCAGAAACUCUUUUCAGAGAUGUAGCAAUUGCUGUUCAUCCAGAUGAUGAAAGGUACACAAAAUAUAUUGGGCAUCAAGUUUGGCAUACUUUAAGAGAAACAUACAUUCCUAUUAUUUCUGAUCCUUUAGUUGAUAGACAAUAUGGUACAGGUGCAGUAAAAAUAACAUCAGCGCAUGAUCCUUUAGAUUACCAGAUUGCAAUGAAUCAUCAAUUAGAAAUUAUUAAAGUUAUUGAUGAAUAUGGAAAUAUAACAGGAAUAGGCAAACACUUUAAAGGUUUGCCAAGAUUUAUUGCUCGAGAGAAAGUUUUAAACGAAUUGUCAAAUAAAGGUAUUCUAAAAGGUAUCAGCGAUCACGAGAUGUAUGUGCCAUUGUGUUCACGAUCUCAUGAUGUCAUAGAAUACUUACUCAAAGAACAAUGGUUUAUUAAAUGUGAAAGUAUGGCUCAGAAGGCACUACAAGCUGUGGAACAGGGACAUUUAAAAAUAAUACCUAAUACUUAUGAAAAAUCGUGGUAUGAUUAUCUCAAUAAUAACAGAGAUUGGUGUAUUUCAAGACAAAUGUGGUGGGGACAUUCUAUUCCUGCAUAUUAUGUUACAGUUGAAGAUGUAAAAUUAUAUAAAGAUCAAGAUGUAUUGGAUACUUGGUUUUCUUCUGCAAUACUUCCGUUUGCAGUAAUGGGAUGGCCAAAGAGGACAGAAGAUUUUAAAAGAUAUUAUCCUUUAACAUUAAUGGAAACGGGAAGUGAUAUUCUUUUCUUUUGGGUUGCAAGGAUGGUAAUGCUAGGAUUGGAAUUGACUAAUUGUAUACCUUUUAAUGAAGUUUUACUGCAUGGUCUUGUAUGUGACGCUUAUGGAAAGAAAAUGUCUAAAACAACUGGGAAUAUUCUUCCUCCAGAAAAUAUUAUCAAUGAUAUUACCUUAAAUGACCUGAUUGCACAAAUGAAAGAAAGUUAUAAUACAGGUUUAAUUAGUGAAUCUGUUUUAAAACGAAUGUUAAGUGCAAAUAAUAAACAGUUUCCUAAUGGUAUACCAGAACAUGGUGCAGACGCGUUACGUAUGAUAUUAUGUAGUCACAAUAUUAAAAAUGACCUAUCAAGUUUGAUAUUAUAGAGUGCCAAACAAACAAAUUCUUUCUAAAUAUGAUUUGGCAAGCAGGUAAAUAUAUCUUACUGACACGCGAACAAGUGUAUCAAGAACCUACAACUAUGACAAUUAUUGAUCAAUGGAUUCUAAGCAGAUUAUCUCUAAUGAUAAAUAUAGUCAGCGAUUCAUUUAUGCAACGAGAUUUCCCCAAAGCAAUUGCAUCAAUGAAGCAAUUUCUAUAUUAAGAGUUUUGUGAUUUUUAUUUGGAAGUAAUUCAAUGGAGAUAUAAGAGCAAAGAUAUAGAUGCAUAUAUAAGUAAUACAUAUAGCUUAAGAAAAUGUUUAGAAGUAUUUUUACGUAUAUCUGCACCUAUAAUUCCAUAUAUAUAUGAUGAUUUGUACAAAAGAUUAUCAAAUGAAUUCCCAGAAUUUUUAUCAGUGCCAUCAUUAAUGCAAGCACAAUAUCCAGUACCACAACAGUGUAAUGAAUGGAGAGACGUUUCUCUAGAUGAAAAAAUAAACGAUGUCUUAAAUAUUAUAUUAAAAAUCAGAAACAUUAUAGGUAAUGUUAGCAAAAAAUUAAAUCCAGC
Bombus pyrosoma is the source of this 2488-nucleotide messenger RNA. Its product is annotated as valine--tRNA ligase, mitochondrial-like. The transcript has 15 exons. Gene Ontology annotation, cellular component: cytosol. The record is from RefSeq and is a predicted model, not a curated record. Bases 223 to 1926 code for a protein of 567 amino acids. Gene Ontology annotation, biological process: valyl-tRNA aminoacylation. NCBI's taxonomy places the organism in Eukaryota, Metazoa, Arthropoda, Insecta, Hymenoptera, Apidae. Gene Ontology annotation, molecular function: ATP binding; aminoacyl-tRNA deacylase activity; valine-tRNA ligase activity.